Mesocricetus auratus (golden hamster) is the source of this 6060-nucleotide messenger RNA. It is a transcript of the gene Dach2, whose product is annotated as dachshund family transcription factor 2. The record is from RefSeq and is a predicted model, not a curated record. Lineage: Eukaryota; Metazoa; Chordata; Mammalia; Rodentia; Cricetidae. The coding region runs from base 1 to 1302 and encodes 433 amino acids. The transcript is spliced from 11 exons.
AUGGCUGAGGCAAUGAAGCUCCAGAAGAUGAAGCUUAUGGCAAUGAAUACUCUUCAGGGAAAUGGAAGCCAAAAUGGGACUGAGUCAGAGCCAGAUGACCUUAAUUCUAACACCGGUGGAAGUGAAUCCUCCUGGGAUAAAGAAAAGAUACAAUCUCCACUUGCUGCUCCUGGACCUCAACAUGGAAUUGCUCAUGCAACAAUGGCUGGCCAAACCAGCCUUGGGGGUGCUCCUACCCUCAACCCCCUUCAACAGAAUCACCUGCUAAGCAACCGUCUGGAUCUGCCAUUUAUGAUGAUGCCUCAUCCCCUACUUCCAGUCAGCUUACCUCCCGCAUCAGUUGCCAUGGCAAUGAAUCAGAUGAAUCAUCUCAAUACUAUUGCCAACAUGGCUGCUGCAGCUCAGAUUCACAGUCCACUCUCCAGAGCUGGUGCUUCUGUUAUAAAGGAGCGGAUCCCAGAAAGUCCUUCUCCUGCUCCCUCUCUGGAAGAGAAUCAUCGCCCUGGCAGCCAGACCUCUUCCCACCCAAGCAGCAGUGUGUCUAGCUCUCCAUCCCAGAUGGAUCAUCAUUCAGAAAGAAUGGUUAUGAUGCCCAACAAUAGAGAAGAACUUAUUGUUGACCAAGAUAAUGGACAGACCAUAAAUAAAUUCCAAAGGGAUAAUAAAGAUAUCCAAUUGUCCCAGCACCAUUUGUUGAACACUUUUCUCCACUGGAUUGAGUUGGCACCAUUAUCAAAAAAAUCACUUCACCAUCAAAAAGAAGUACCAGCUCAAAUUCCAAUGAUGAAGUCACCCUUGGACAAGAUCCAGUUGGCACCUGGACAGGCAUUGCCCCCUGGAUUCGCAGGACCAUUCAUUUUUGCUGAUAGUCUGUCCUCCGUGGAGACUCUGUUGACCAACAUUCAGGUCAACAAUAUUUCUAUAAACAAAAUAAAUGGUUUACUGAAAGUGGCUUUGGAUAAUGCUCGCAUCCAGGAGAAGCAGAUUCAGCAAGAAAAGAAGGAACUUCGAAUAGAACUCUACAGAGAAAGAGAAAUUAGAGAAAACCUGGAGAGACAACUUGCAGUUGAGCUUCAAAGCAGAAGUACAAUGCAAAAGCGUCUGAAAAAGGAGAAAAAAGCUAAGAGGAAACUUCAGGAAGCAUUGGAAUUUGAAUCAAAACGCCGAGAGCAAGUGGAGCAGGCAUUGAAACAAGCUACAGCUAGCGACAGUGGGCUGAGGAUGUUGAAAGAUACUGGAAUUCCAGAUAUUGAAAUAGAAAACAAUGGAACUCCUCAUGACAGUGCUGCCAUGCAAGCCUGAACACUGAUGCCGGAACUCCAAGUGAUCAAAGACACAGAUAGGGUGCUGCAGCAGUUACCUGCUUACUUAGUGUUGUGAUUCUUUAGAAUUCAUAUUCAGAUUCUUUUAAAAUAUGGAGCAUUCAAUUACUAUUUGUUCAUAAUUGAUGAAUGGGACCUUGAACACAUAGGAAAAAUGAGCUAGAAAUUGGACUUCCCAUGUUUUUAAGGGGCAAUCAUAAUGACUGAACAUAAUAUUUUCUGUUUUCUUUUCUCAUUUCUUUUAAUGAGCUCAUAGGGCUUCACAAACAUUAUCACAUUUAUCUACACAGCAGGUUUGUAGUGGGCUAAGUAGGUGGAACAGUUUCAAAAAUGGGUAAAAUGCUAUUUCUAGAUUGUACGUGAGAAAAUAAGAUGUAGAAAUACUUACUUUGAGCUGUGCCUAUUAUGGACUACCUUUCUAUUUCUCCAAUAUGGUAUUAAAUAGAACCUGAAUUAGCAGACAAUUUAUUGGUACAAAUGGUUGAUAUUUCUUUUCAUGGCCUGUGAGCUAACAUUGUAGAAGAAAUUGUGCCUGACUUGUUCUCUAAGAAAACAUAGAGAGCUUUAAUUUCUAGAUCAUCACAUACCUACAUUUUUCUUUGAACUAAUGAUGGUGGAGCAAUUUAUUUACUCCCUCACUACUAGCACAUCCCUUAUCUUUACAGAAUACAAUGAUAACAAUGGUCCUCAGCCUACCAAAUAUGCCUCCUUUAUUCUUUUCUUCUUCCUUUCCAUCCCAAAUGUUGCUUCUUCACUAUUAUGCUAGCAACAGAAAACAGAAAUAAUUAUAGGAUUAAAAACUACCAACACAAGAAAGGAGAAAGACAGAUAUGAUGGGUUAUUCACAUUGUGAACAUUUACACUAUUCACCCUCUGGUCUAAGCAUAAUUAGGCAAUUAGCAUUUUCAAGAGAUUUAGAAGUGGUUAAUUUGACCUGAAUUGCUCAGGAAACGUCAAGAAAUAUUUUUACAAUUUACUUAUUAAAGACCUGGCCACAGACUUGUGGUACAUAAUUACUACCGUUUUUACAACCCCUAAGAUUCGAAUAAUCAGUACUUGAGUGAUCAGAAACAUUUGAUGACGCUUCACAACUAUUCUCAUUACACCAGCAAAGUCUUAUUCAUUGUGUAGUAUCUGCCCUAGAAUUAAAUUCUGUUGUGAUAAAAGUUCUACUCAUCCAAAAUGCCAACUGAUAUUUUAUUCAUUUUCCAUUAAUCAGUUCUUUGUGGUGAUAUAUGUAGUUCAUUUUGGGAUGACCACCUAACUGAAAUAAUUUUUAAAAUAAUACAUUAAUUCAUAUCCACAUGAUGUAGUGGUUGUUUCACAUCCUAAAGGAUUUUUUCUAUGCUAUAUUUGGCUUUUGAUGAUACACCCAAGAUCUACUUGUAUACAAUCUGCAAUGUUCUAUUCAACUGCAUCAAUAUAAUGCUAACUUAGAAACAAUUUAUGAAGGAUGAAAUAAAAUAUCAAAUAUGUUAUCUGAAUAACAAUGAUUUAUGACUAAAGGCACAAAAUCUAGAAUCAUCUCUUCAUCAUAGAGUCAGAGAACAUGUGCUAUAUGAUACAGAAAAUAGAAUAGCAUUUUAAAAUCAGAUCACUCAAAAAUACAGGAAUGUCUUAACUAUUUUAGGAGAAUGGUAGGAAUCCUCAUUAUUUUCCUGGCAUUUCCCACUUACUUGUCCUCUUUAUGAUACUCAAUGUUAGUUAUUACUUUCUAUAAAUUUUAGAUGUAUAACAUGGGAGGCGAAUGUUACAUGUUCUGGAUAUGGGACAGCCAAGUGUGUCUCUUACAGAAUUGAAACUAUCAUGAGAGGGUGUCCUAUUGGGCAGCCUCCUGUGCCAUCCCAAGUGAGGCAUUACUACAACAUGGAAAGGAUUGCACAAACAUAUGUUUUUACUUAAAACACUGUUAUAUCUGUAUAUAUAUAAUUCCCCAUUUUACCUAUUGGAUAAAUGUUAAAGCAGUAAAAUGCCAGCUGUCCCCAUGUGUCAACGUAUAUGUUCCUUCUUAUGAGUGUUGAAGCACCAAACAAUGCCCCCGGAGAGGGGUUUUUCAUUGCUUUUCCUAAUCUUUAAUCAUGUUUACAAACAGAAUGCAUAUGAGAUCAUCUCUGUUUAAUGUUCAAGUACAUACCUUCUUAAAAACAUGAAGCAGUCAACUACUAAUUAGCUGUUUCCUAUUCCUAAUGAAGAGAGCAUAGCAGAUUUGGAUUAAAAUUCAGCUGCAACCCUGUUCUGUUUAUGGUUCCAGGUGUUUUUGUUUUAUCUAGGCGUUUACUUUGACAGCUACUACUAAAUGAUAAAUCACUCGUAUUACAGCUGAAAUGCAUUUUGAAAUUGAAACGUGGCAAACUUUGAGAUUGUUCCAAGGAACAGUGUUGAUUACUAGGUCAAUACGUGUUCCUGCCUUGUAAUCACUUGUAUUGGAAUACUCAAAACAGUAAUAGACAAUGAUGUCGUAAUAUUACAGAACAUGUCACACUGUUUGGAUACUGCUAUCCUUAAAAUUUGGAGAAGUUAUACUAUUGUAAUCUCAAUUUAUUAUAUUAUGGGUAACCCAAUUGAUUUACAUCAUAAUGUUGUCUUCUUGGUAGCCUAGUGUUUCUUUUGAUUGUGCAAGCUCAUGUGGAAGUGAUCCUGAUAGGCUUUGUAAGUGGGCACAUUUAAUGAAAGUUGUGGACAGAUAUGUUUGUCUCUUGUAACAAAAAUAAGAAUUAAACAUAAUAAAGUGAAAGAUUUUUCAAAAACUGCAUUUUUUCCGAAAGACAAAUAGUGAUUGUCUUUUCUAUUCACUGCUGUGUUUAUAUAACUUUUUAGAUCACAUGGUUUGUUUUACCCUUGUUUUAAAAUUUGUAAUGUUCACAAUUUGCACUGCAUGAUUCAAGCUUUAUUAUUACUGUAUAAAUUUCAGUCCUGGUAAAAUGACUGAUAUUUCAUGUUGAUGAGCUUUCCAUUCAUAUUGAGACUGUGUGUACAGAGGAUGAGGUGAACUGUAGAACUGAGUAAAUAAUUGGUCAAUAUAAUUACAACUUGAAUUAUCUGGAGGCUUAGAUUUCAUUAAAAUUCUCAGACUCUAUCUCCAAAAGACUAGUCUAAACACUUUUCUGGGGUUAAACAUUAAAGAACAUUUUUUUUAAAAUAGGUUUUUAUUCUCUGGUCCCUGUAACAUUUAAUUGUUUUAUUGGGCAAAUGUCCCUUAACCUGCUAAUGAUGGUGAACACUCUAGCUUUUCUGAUAAACACAGAAUUCAAUUCUUUUAUUCUGUUACGUUAUGUACCCUUGAUUUUUGGUUAUAGAAUUUCCCACAAAAUUCCAUUAAUUUACCUAACUUGAAACCUUCUACACAGAAAAAAUAUUAUAGAGAUUUUAAAUACUUCCCUCCUUACAACUCAAAAUCAUUUCCAAUCAGAGAUAUGAUUUUUAAAAAGCAGUAUCAGUCAAGUGUGAUGAUGAAUGCUUCCUUCUACGCAAAGAGGGUACAUUUGAUUUAGAAGGGUGUGAUUUUAAGUGUUCCUGGAGCAUAAGGAAUAAAUUAGUGCUGAUUUGUGAACACAUCCUUUCUUACUUCCUCUUCUGUAUCCAAAGGCUAAUUUUUUGGUUUAGCAAGAUAAACAUGCAGGUCAUAAGGCAUUACAAUGGAAAAGAGCAAUUUUAAGCCCAAGGAGGCAGAAUAGAAUUUCUUUUUUAUUCUCAAGAAUAAACUUUACUUAUACCAAUCAAAUUUUAUCUAGCUACCAGAUGAUCUGAACUCAUUACUACAAAUAUUUAAAUGAAUAUUGGUUCUGCCACUUAAGGUUCAAAUGAUAUUAACAACUAGUCUCUAUAUGGUGUGCACAAUCUUCAAGUAAACACGGGGAAUGAAAGUCCUACAUGUACAAAGCUGUCAUUAUUUUAGAGCCAAACCAGGUGAUGUCUUUCCUUCAGUUUUGGUAAAGCACAGGAGCUUCAAGUGUAACAUUAUGUACAAAAGGAUAAACUAAUAUAGAUCUCUAUAGACAUUAUAAAAUAGUUUAUGAAAAGAGUCUUUAUCGGUUUUCCAUGUCUUCAGUUCGUGUCAAGAAGAGGAGCUGUAGCAUGAAAUUUACUUGAAGGAUCUUGAAAUCUGACACAUUAACAUCACGAGAUGUUAAAAUAAAUUUUACCAAUAUUAAAUAGAUCCUGUUACAUCAAAUCACUUUAGGUUCGUGAAGAUAGAUGUUUGAGUACUUUAAUACCUAUGCUUCAGUAAUGUUCCACGGAAGAACUAACAUGUUUUUUUAAAGGAGGUAACUAUUAGUAAUGGCAGAGCAGUUGUGUUCGGUCAGAAAGGUCCUUGUUGGCUUUACAUUAAUGAAGAUGUUAGUGAUUCAAGUAUAUCUCUGAUAAUAUCCAUCACAGAGUUAUUCCAGUUGUGUUUAUCAGAAAAGCUUUGUUUAUUGAAUCAUCUUUUCUGUGUUACAUUAAGAAAAAGAGGAACAUGUGCAUAUUUUAAGUGCAGUGCUGUAAACUUUGUCCUUUCAUUAGACUGACCAAUUUGGGAACAUGAACUAAAUCCUGAUGACUACAGUAACUUGGCCAUAAAGCUUUUUUAUGUUCAUUUCUGCUUGGCUUUUUGUCCUUCAAAAAUACCGUAGUAUCUUAGAGACUAGAAACUUAAAUGUAUGUUUUCUCUCUUUUACCACAUGUUAAGUUAAAGUAAACUUUUGUUUAAAAUGUAUUGCUGAACUUCAGUAUAAAUAAAAGCAUUUUGUCUUUGUCA